Nematostella vectensis (starlet sea anemone) is the source of this 2931-nucleotide messenger RNA. RefSeq names its product RUN domain-containing protein 1. Lineage: Eukaryota; Metazoa; Cnidaria; Anthozoa; Actiniaria; Edwardsiidae. Bases 179 to 2227 code for a protein of 682 amino acids. The record is from RefSeq and is a predicted model, not a curated record. The transcript has 21 exons.
ACUAGUCAGUACACCCACGCUCAAGACGUCACAAAUGUUGAGUUGCCUUCCUGAUCGCUGGCGUUCUUUUGAUUUCAUGGCCGUUUGGGAUUAUUUUGAUUUCCUAUAAAAGGAAAAGGAAUUACAGUGCAAGCUAAGAAUUGAAAAGAUGCUUCGGUGAGGUUUUGAAGCUACAGAAAUGUCCGAGUACGAUUUUGACGACAGCGGUCUUAGGCCCAUAGAAGAAAGAUGGCCACCUCUCGGAGCGGCGAACCCGUCAGAAAAUGGCUACAAAAGCUCGGAAGACGAACGGCAUUUAGAGAAGGCAAGGGUGCAAGAGCUGGAAGAGGAACAUGAAGAGCUGAAUUCCUCCCUGCUGGCACUUACUACACAUUUUGCACAGGUACAGUUUAGGCUGAAGCAAGUGGUUGCUGCACCUGCCGAGUCAAAAGAGAAACUGUUGUUAGCCCUGGAGGAAUUUGCAUUUCAAGGGUGCCCAGAUGUGAGAGCUGGAAGUCACCGUGACACAGGAGGAAGCUGUACACCAAUGCAGGAUGCAAGGAGUCCAGAAAAGAGACUCAGUGAGGAGAAGCUGAAGCAGGAACGUCUAAUUGGUCAGCUCAAGGAUCAAUUGGAAGAGAUGGAGAGAUGUGUGGCGGAGGGAGCUAGUGACAGUCUUGGCAAUGAGAUGAGUCCCGAGCAACUAGUUGAGAAACAAAGAAUAGUCUUAGAGCAACUCAAAAAGACCCCCAAUAAAGCCAAUCUAAAACUUGACAUUGGGAAUCUGCAUCAGUCAAGGAUAAACACUCGGAAACGACGGGCAAGAAUAGGACUCAAGUUGGAUGGUAUUGACAAAAUGAGUGAAGAAGAUGUGAGACGAAAUGUGGAUGCAGCCUUAGGGAAUGCACUCAACCCUGAGAAAACAAAGGAACAAAUUGUCAAGCAGCUGACAAACCAGAUCAUGGACCUGGAAAGAUUUGUGCAGUUCCUUCAAGGAGAAGUGAAUGAUGAUCAACCCAAGACAGAGAAGCACUUCCAAUACCCAUGUACGCAAUACCCAUUCCAAGUGUCUGAGAUGGAAAAGAGACCGCCUACACACAAAGAGAAAUACAAGCUGAACAAUACAGCCUCAUUCAGGAGGAGCUCUUCGUCCCUAGCAGACCUGCAGAGGUCGCAGCGCGCCUUUGCGGCAGAUUAUCCAUUAGAGGGCUCAGAUGAUGCUGGUGAUGGUUGCUGCUUGCAUGUUCCUGCGAUCCCGGCGACCCCAGAACAAGCGCGCAGUAAGAGGAUUCGUGAUGCCAGUGUGGCCAUUAUCCGUCGUGCUUUGGCCAUCUUACAGAUAUUUGCAAUCAGUCAAUUUGGAUGCACUGGGAAGCAGAUCCAAGACCAAAUAAUACAGAAAGCGACAAACGUCGCUAUCCCUGGAUACUUUGACUUGCUGGCCAAGCUCCAGAGUGCCGUGGACAAGGUGGCAAGUCUCAAGUAUGCGCUAGACCAGAUGGAAGGCGACUUCUCAGAGCCUUGCUCUCCUUGCUCCCCUGACUCUGUCAAGAGCUUGAGCAGGCAGAGCUCCAGGCGAUCAAGGUCCAGCUCCAUGUGCUCUGUCGACACGGCUAUAAUGGAAGAGAAGUUCAACUACGCGCGAGACGGAGAGCUUGUGAACGCUGUACGCAAAGACCUCUCCAUGGCACUGAAGGAAUUACUUUCACAUGGACUAGUCAGGUCUGUAGAUAGCCGCAUCAUCUCAUCCAAAUCUCUUGUUGCCUGUAUCGUACCGACCACGCGCACAUCGUUACCCAAGAAAAUGCAUGUCUGGGAACUCUUCAACGAGUACUACAAUCUCAAACACGGUCGGGAAUAUAACUCGACACCGGCGAGUAGGCUAUCCGAGGCUUUCGGUAUACAAGUGGAUGGGAGCUCAGCAGUUACAGGGAAGCAGACCCUUCUUCGGACGUUACACCGCAUUAAGUCUACACACGAGCCUUGUCGGCGGAGCAUGGACGCCAUGUUCAAGUCUCUCGUCUGCUCCGGACUAAACCAAAAGAAGCUGGUUCAGUGGUGCCGUAUAGUGAUGCGGACGUCUUGUUUGGUGGAAGAACACUACCAGUCGUGGUCAUACGUGGUCAAAACAGGAAUGUCAGAGGCGAUGGGUUCCCUGGACAGACUUCAGCCGUUCGACUUCUAUUUGCCGGAAGACCUGGCCAUCCGGCAUCUAACUAAGAUCAACGACGCGUUCGGCGAGCCAUGAAAUUCACCCAAUUCACGAAAUUGUAGCAUGUAUUGAAAGUGCAAAGGGUAAGGGAUCGACCUUUAGAUACUUCAGGGGAUGGGGGGAGGAAGUCGACAACCGCCUUCCCUUAAUAUGAAUCGAGUAGUCUCCAGAAGCAAGGAAAGAGAUGUUUUCUUAUUAUCCUUCAUUUUGAGCGCGCAGGAUCACUUCUACCCCUUUUCCACUACCCGUCUUGCACUUGCAACGCAGGCUGAAGAAAUUGUAAAUAUAUUUAAGGGAGUAGGUAAUCAAUAUUAUAUUGUCGGUCUGGCUGUGGUACUCUGUAGCCACAGGUAGCUUGAACUGCCGAUAGGGCAUCAGAGAAUCAUUGGAGGGGAAGGGAGGGAGGGGCUCAACAAGAAGGCCAUAUAAAUAUGUCAUAGUGCAAGGGGAUUAGAGAAUACAAGAAGCAAAAUGAGCAUGUCAGUAAAUGUCGAGUUAUUUUAAAUUAUAUGGUCCUAGGACAAUUAAAGAAAAAAUAUAUUUUAGGAGGUCGAUAAAAUGUAGAAAUGUGACUGGGACCAUCACCAUCACCAUUGAAGAUUAUGAAAGACUAGGACAUUCCUUCAAUGUGAUGGUGGCCGUGUCUAUUCUAAGCCAGUUGCCUUCCUAGCCAUCAGUGCAACAAGUGGUGUGCAUUGGCUACUGAAGUAGAGUCUGAAAUAAAAUUACCGGUAAAUGCG